UUUCUUGCUUUAUGAUUUUUGUCAUAAAGAUACUAUUUCACUAAUAUAUAAUUAAUACAUUAAUCACUUUCUUCAUUCUAAUAUAAACAUGGCUCCAUAUCAUCAUGGUUCAACACCCAACGACUUUUUAUUGAGUCUAAACUCUGUCCGUGAAAGAUGCUACAAAGUUCAAGAAGCAGCCACACGCAAUCGUUUAAAACACUUUGAUAUUGAUCCCUCAAAACUGGAUGAAAUGGUACAAUUUGUGAUUUCAAUCAUCAAAAGAGACUAUGAUACACCCUCAGAUAUCCCAGUGUAUGGUCGAUGGCGCCACUUUGAUAUUGGUGGAAGACCUCGUCUCGGUAAUCUGAUCCAAACCUGGACAAGUCUUGGUCAAAAUGCUCUUGAGCAAACACGAAAACUGAUUGAUAUUCUGGUCAUCGCUUGUCUGAUGGACAUGAAGCCUUGUCAGACCUGGACUUAUGCUGAAAACUCUACAGGUAGAGUGUUCAAGCGAAAGGAUGGUAUUGCCAUUGCUAUCUUGGAUCUCUUCAUGAAGGGGUUUUUCUCAAGUGAUCCUACUCAACCCCAUCGAGUUGACUCUGAAGCGUUGUUGAACAUGUCACUUGAAUCCCUUACCAAUGGCUUACAAUUCACUGAAACCAAUUCGUUUGUUGGUAUUCGAGAACGUCAUGAAGUAUUAAAUCAUCUUGGUCAAGUGCUGCAAAACCGUAAAGACUACUUUGGUAAAGAUAUUCAAAGGCCAGGCAAUUUAAUGGAUUAUUUACUGAGUCAUCCUACAACCAUCAAGACAAAAAAGGGUCCCUUAAUUAGCAUUGAAACGCUUUGGCCAGUAGUUCAAGAAAUGGGUGAAAUUUGGGCAUCUGAAGAAAACAUUGGUGGCACACCUGGUCUAGGCGAUGUUUGGCCCUGUACUGCUAUUUCCAACGACGAAAACACCAACUUGGUUUCCUUCCACAAACUAUCUCAAUGGAUUGUCUUCUCUAUUAUUGAACCCAUGGAAAAACUCUUGGGUGCCACGAUUGAAGGUACAGAUCUACUCACACCUUUGCCUGAUUAUUGUAACGGUGGUUUCUUGAUUGAUUUUGGCUUCUUGACUUUAAAACCGAGUGAUUAUGAACGAGGUAUCAAGAAUUACCAUGCCAACUCUUUAUUACCUUACCAGCCUAAAGUUGAAGUCGCUCCGAUGUUUGAUAUGUCGGAUCCAGUGGUCACAGAAUGGCGUGCAUUGACUGUAGCCUAUCUAGACCUGAUUGCUGAGCGAGUUCGACAGUCGUUUAGACUGAGUAAAAAGCUUCUUUCUCUCAGUCAAUUGAUUCAAGGUGGAACAUGGAGUGCUGGAAGAGAAUUAGCAGAAAUUUCUAGACCAAAUACGCAUGAACCACCUAUUGUGAUUAAGCUUGACAAAAGAGUCAUUUAUUAAGUUUUCUUUUUCUCUUUUAAAUUUCUCAGUAUAAAUAAACAUAUGAUUAUUUGUUCAAGUAUAAUGAGGAUG
This is a messenger RNA of Gilbertella persicaria, 1495 nucleotides long. RefSeq lists its product as uncharacterized. The coding region runs from base 89 to 1423 and encodes 444 amino acids. The record is from RefSeq and is a predicted model, not a curated record. Lineage: Eukaryota; Fungi; Mucoromycota; Mucoromycetes; Mucorales; Choanephoraceae. The transcript has 5 exons.